CAUGUGGAGCGGAGUGGUUGAAUCCUCAGCGUUCUCCCGUGAGUUACAACAGUUACAGCCAAGCAGUUAUGUUGCUUUCCUCCUCUGCAGUUCGUGUAAGGUGAAAAAAACUCAGCCAGAGACCCUUUCCUGGCAAACAAGAGAAAUCCAGGCAAGCAAGUUCAUUAAAGCUGUAACAGUUUGGUUACUGAUGAAGGUGCUAAGCAGUUGCAAUGCACCCAAAAGUUUAAGUUCAAAAGAGAUGGAGGCUUUAACUGCACACUCGUCAGAGGAGGAUCUGAAAAAACGUCACCUCUCCAUGACAUGUGAUAAUGAAGAUGAGCCAUGUCAGCUGAUUGAUCGUCACAGGAAAAGAAAGAAUGUGAUAUCUUUGCCAUUUACGUUCAGACGAUCUACCCAUGAAUCAGAAAGUCGGGGACAUAUAGAAUCUGUGUUGAAAUCACCUUUGUUUGGUCUUCCUCUGUCUCUCGUUUACGGUGCUGAAGAUACGCUGCCCAAAUCUAUACAGGGUAUCCUUACAAUACUGUUCCAGAAAGGACCAUUUUCUGAAGGGAUAUUUCGAAAAGCUGCCAAUGAGAAGGCACGCAAGGAGCUGAGAGAGGAAUUAAAUGCUGGAGACAACGUUGCCUUAGGAAAAAAGUCUGUUUAUCUGCUAGCUGUGGUUUUUAAGGAUUUCCUCCGAAGUAUUCCCCACAAAUUGUUGCUGACUGAACUUUAUGAUGAGUGGAUGACAGCAUUAGAAAAAAUAAAUCAUCAAGAGAAAACUGAAGCCAUGAAAGAGGUUGCAAGCAAAUUGCCACAGCCGAAUCUUCAUUUGCUCAAACGCGUGCUUUCUCUUCUUCAACACAUCAGCAAAAACUCCAAAGUCAACAAAAUGGAUUCCAGCAACCUCGCUAUCUGUUUUGGACCAACCAUGUUGAGUCCAAAUUGGGACAAAAGCCUGCCACUUGAAAUCCAGAAAGAACUGGCUGAUAAGGUGAAGGCACUGGUGGAAUUCCUCAUUAAUAAUUGUUCGGAUAUAUUUGGAGAAGAAAUCUACUCACUGUUGUCUAGGAAUACCGAUAAUUCCCUGGAUAUGACAGAAACAUCAUCACCAAAACAGCAUCAUGAUUCUGCUUAUGACAGCACAGACCUUGAAGGGGAAUGCAGUCUCAGUGACCUUCAGCCCAGUGGCUUAUCCCACACUAGCAGACCAAGCAGUACAGAAUUGUACCCCAAACAGCCACGAACCCAGAUCCCUUCUGCCUUCUCCCUGGCUCAUUUUAAAAUGAUGAAGAAACUUGAGAGGAGGUCCUCAGAACCAGACUUGCAGUCUUCCAAGAAUUGCCAGAAAGGCUGUGUGAAACUUCCAAAACUUUCCAAAAGUGAGGAGAAUUUUAUUCUGCAGAAGGAAUUGGGACUGAAGGAUAGAGAGCUGAGAAUGAGAAUGCAGACAGUUGAAGAAUCCCAUCCUUCCUGUCACUACAGGAACAAAAAGCCAUCAGAUCUCAGAAUCAAAGCCAACCUCCCUGCAGAAUUAUCAAGUGAUUCCUUACUCAGCACAUCUUCUUCCAGUUCACUAGACAGUGCUUCCUCUAUCUCGGAUUCUUCUGUAUUCACUAGUUCACCACUCUCGUCACCUGCCAUUUUCAAGAACAAUGUCUUGACGCGGCCACAGUCCUUCUCUGCCAAAAUUUCAAAUGGAAGGGACAGAGCUGUCUCAGAGCUCAAGAAGCACUCCAUGUCAUUUUCUGUGGCAACUCGCAAGAAGAUGCUGGCCAAAACGGACAGUCAAAAAGGCAGUUUCAAAAAGGGUUCCAGAAAAGAAAGACCACUUUCCUGUCAAAUCAUUCAAGCAGCUCAUGAGGCUGUUCCCAGUCCAGAACCUUCAGGCUUUCCACUAAGACCCCGUUUUAUGUCAGCAGUUGAAGUGUUUCAAUGUUUAGAUCAAAAUAAACCUAGAAGGCCUCCUUCCUACGAAGAGGCAACCAAACACUUUUCUGCUGUUAGAUUUCCAUCACACAACAAUUUGAGAGCUCAUCCUCUGAGGCCCACCAAGGUUCCUCAGGAUUCUGCAUCUCAAUGUCUGAGGCUCAAGAAAGAGAUCACAAACAAAGCAAAUGACAGAUUCUCUUUGAUGAACGACACCCAGGACAAAACACCAGUUGUGGAUUUUGUUAUUGGAAUUCAUUCACGGGUAAAUUUGCCUUUGACCCCUCAAGUGUACCGUCUCAGGACCAUGUCUGGGUCAUAUCAAAAGAAUAAGCAAGAAUAUGUGACGCUACAGAACAAUCAGAUAACUUUUGAGCACUUACAACAUGCAAAAGAAUCCUAUGUUUAAACUUAAUUGUCUCAUUUCAGUACAAAUGUAUACAUUUUAUGCCAGGCAUGGAAACAAGACUUUUGCCAAACAUUAUUGCCUAAGCAGAUAUAAAUCCAAUUUUCCAUAAAAUUGUAUUGUGUCUAGUAUCCAGU
This is a messenger RNA of Pseudonaja textilis, 2454 nucleotides long. It is a transcript of the gene TAGAP, whose product is annotated as T cell activation RhoGTPase activating protein. Gene Ontology annotation, molecular function: GTPase activator activity. Gene Ontology annotation, biological process: signal transduction; regulation of Rho protein signal transduction. Lineage: Eukaryota; Metazoa; Chordata; Lepidosauria; Squamata; Elapidae. The record is from RefSeq and is a predicted model, not a curated record.